AUGUCGCCUAUAAAAGGGGUGAUGAGAUUCGGCAAGAAGGACAAGCUUAGUCUUCCAUACAUUAGGCCAUUUGAGAUUCUUGACUGUGUAAGGCCAGUGGCUUAUAUGUUGGCUUUACCACGUAGCCUAUUUGGAGUCCAUCCAGUGUUUCAUGAGGAACUGGUUGCAAUUCUAGAUCGCGAUGUCCGAAAGCUAAGAACCACGGAGAUAAAGUCUGUGAAAGUUCAAUGGAAGUAUCGUCCGGUUGAGGAAGCAACUUGGGAAAUCGAGAAGGACAUGCGAGACAAGUAUCCAGUUAUUCGACGACUCAGGCUAUUACACAGUCGAGAAUUUACCCAGUGCGCACAAAAUGCUCACCACAGAGUUCUCACUCAAAGAGCAGAGACUGUGGCAUAA
This is a messenger RNA of Solanum tuberosum (potato), 396 nucleotides long. RefSeq lists its product as uncharacterized. Bases 1 to 396 code for a protein of 131 amino acids. The transcript is spliced from 3 exons. The record is from RefSeq and is a predicted model, not a curated record. Lineage: Eukaryota; Viridiplantae; Streptophyta; Magnoliopsida; Solanales; Solanaceae.